GAGACGAUAAGAUAUGAUAAUUUGGCCGCGUUCGAAAGCGAUGUACGCGCGAUUAUGCAUGCAUUUAGCACUACUCUUGCAUGAAUCAGGGGUGUCGAAAGUAAAAGCGAGACACGCUAUGAAAUUACAAUACGAUUUUCAUUCAGAAAUUCAAUGUAUCCGGCACUUUUAACUACUUUUUUUAUUGCUGUUUUAAUCACAGCCCUGUUACAUAUAGCUAACAAUCGCAAUCUUAUCGCGAUGGAUACCCUGUCUUCGCUAACUUUUCUGCUAUAUUCAUGUAUAUAGACGGGACGGAAUGACCGUGUUAGCGAGUAUCGGCUAAAUGUGGUUCGUAUACGCACGAAUCUUUAUUUAAGAAAAAUGUGAUAUGCCUAUCUAAUCGCGGUGGCACAUGAAUACAUGUAGCUGUAACAUACCUAUAAAUGUCCUCUAACGGUGAUUGAUUUCACGGAUAACAAUGAUCCGCGACGUAUCAGCGUCGGGUAUUAUGGAAGGGAAAAUCUGAAAUAACGGGCAAGUAGUCUCGGUGUCGAUUAACAAACAUAGACACACGACGAAAGGUGAACAUUGUCACUCCGUUCGAGUGUCGCAUUUAUUAACUUAAUUUUGCAUACGAUAUCGUUGCCGCGGCGGUGACGUUCUUUGUAAUUGUCGCGGUCAACGCGAUUAACAUCUCUUACCGAAGAAGCGCUCGAGAAUUUUCAUUGACCGAGAUCUCGCCACACAAUAUACGUGGCCAAUGAAGCAGUAUACGCUGUUAGCUCGUCGUCUCUGAUUUAACUUUGAUUCGAAGCACUGAUUCUUUUACAAAGUGCCUUUUGUAAACACAGACAAUGAGAGAGGGAGUGAGAUUGCGUCAACAUGUCUCUAAAAGAUCUUCUGGUGAUGUACUUUAUGAGGACAAAGUUUCGUCGAAGAAGAGAGAAGUAUUGCCAAACGAGACCCAGCAUUUGCUUUUUCUUUUCAAAUUCUACCUUGUCCUGUCCGUUAUCAUAAUCAUGUUCGAGAAGAAACUACCGGAGCCGUUGACGAUCAAUAAACAGGGACUGUAUCCCGGGAGGUUCAUAGCAGAAAGGGCACACAAUCACCUUCUGAAUAUAACUUCUAUCGGGCCACGAAUAGUUGGGAGCUACGAGAACGAAGUGCUGGCGAUUAAAUAUUUAACUAACAUCAUUAACGAUAUAGUUAAAGAUGGCAAUGAGAAUCAUAAAAUUCUAGUCAAUGUAACCAAGCAUAGCGGGGCUUUCCCUCUAAAAUUUUUAGAUGGAAUGACGAACGUAUAUAGAAGUGUUCAAAAUGUCAUUGUUAAAAUUGGUCCUCACAGACCGGUACAGAGCAGCUUGUUAAUAAAUUGUCAUUUUGAUACAUUCCCAGAGAGUCCUGGUGGAUCUGACGAUGGGGCUGGUUGUGCUGUGAUGUUAGAAGUUUUACGCGUGAUCGCUCAUAGUCCAAAGUUGUUAAAGCAUAACAUUAUAUUUUUAUUUAACGGUGCUGAAGAAAAUUUAUUACAGGCUUCUCAUGGAUUUAUAACGCAACACCCUUGGGCCAAGGAAGUACGUGCUUUUAUAAAUCUAGAGGCUUGUGGCGCAGGCGGUCGUGAAUUAUUGUUCCAGGCUGGACCUGAUAGCUCUUGGAUGCUUCAGAUAUACGCUACGUCUGUCCCUUAUCCUUACGCGUCGUCUCUGGCUCAAGAGAUAUUUGAAAGUGGUAUUGUCCCUGGCGACACCGAUUUCCGAAUAUUUCGAGACUUCGGAAAUGUUUCUGUAGGUCUCGACUUUGCUUGGGCAACGAACGGUUACGUGUACCACACGAAAUUUGAUAACAUCCAACAAAUACCAUUGGGUUCUUUACAAAGAACCGGAGAUAACAUUCUCGCCUUGACGCAAGGAGUAGUGUUAGAUAAUCACUUAUCUGAGAUGUUUAGCGAAGAUCACACAGGGAAACCUGUGUUCUUCGAUUUCCUAGGCAUGUACGUUAUCAGAUGGCCGCAAUACAUGGCGAGCACAAUUAAUAUUCUUAGCAUAAUCGCCGGUGUAUAUUCGAUCUAUCUGAACACACAGAAUGCUCGACGCGACGUGAAGAAACAAGUAUACUUAAAACAUUUGCUAUUAUGCACCGGAGCAAUAGUCGUUUCGUGGCUGCUGUCUAUACUUUCUUGUACGCUGAUCGCAUUGAUUCUAACUAAACUUGGGAAGGUGAUGAGUUGGUACGCGAGACCGGCAUGGUUGUUUUUCUUAUACGUGGUCCCAACUAUUUUCGUCUCGAUGACAUUUUUCUUAUACGUCGGAUCGCGUCAAAGGAAGGAAGUUCAGUCUGCAUGGAUCUUGUAUCAGAUAUACUGUGAUUCAUAUUCCAUGAUAUGGAUGUCUGUCCUUUGUUGCUCGGUCGUAUUUGAGUUACGAUCCGGCUUCAUACCGUUACACUGGGUCGUGUUCCCUACUCUCGGGAACAUACUCCGAUAUAAUUUUUUUAAUAAAUGCAGAGAUUGGAAGUGGCUGUUGUACUAUGUAAUGUCGAUGCUUUUACCGUACAUACAAUCGUUCUAUUUGGUGAUCGGAGCUCUUUAUCUUUUUAUUCCCAUAAUGGGACGAUCCGGCAGCAGUAUAAACUCGGAAGUUGUCAUGGCUAAUAUGAUAUGCAUACUAUUCUCCCUGCUCCUUAGUUUCACGUUACCGUUUGUACUUUUAAUAAAAAACGCGGAGAGAUUCCUGAGCGUGUUGGUAGGGAUAUUUCUAAUAACGUUAAGCGUACUAAUUUUGACUCCGCUCGGGUUUCCCUACAGUGGCGAUCCAUCCUCGUUGGCGCCGGAACGAUUUAUGAUCGCGCAUACGCAGAGACAAUACUAUGAUAUUAACGGUAAUUUACGGUAUUCUGGAACUGGGUAUUGGAUAGCUGACUUGGACAUGAACAGCCCACACAGCGUGGAAGCUGUGGUACCUGAAAUAGGUGCCGCAACGCCAACGGUGAAGGACUGUAAAAAAGAGUUAUAUUGUGGCCUACCAUACUUCAUGCCUGUUACGACAUUUUUAUGGAAAACAAGUUGGAUUCCCGGCCCCGCGCCACUUAUUAGCACCCCAACGAAACUGGAAUUAAUAUCAAAAUCCACGCGACAAAACAUUGUCAGUUUCACGUUUAACGUUACAGGCCCUGAUCACAUUAGUAUAAUUUUAUCUCCAUAUAAAGGUAUUCAUUUAGAGAAAUGGUCUAUUUUAGAAGGGAAACCAUUAGAGGGACCUAAGUGGAACGAUAGAGAAACGUAUUUUAUUUAUUAUUCCUGCGCGUCCGAUUGUGUUCCUUUCACGUUUUCUCUCGAAUUGAAUGCGCAUAACAUGCCAAAGACUCCGUGUUUAACGGUAGCGCUUGGCGGUCACUUUUUACACGGAGAGCACCAAACGUCUUUGAGAUUCAAACGAUUCUUGGCACAAUUUCCGUCAUGGUCAGUCGUCACCCCGUGGACAGCUACGUACACCUCUUGGCAAUUUUAAUACGUCGCGCGUACAUGAAAACCGAAGGGAAAUAAUGCAUUUACGGUGAGAGAGCCUAACGGAGAUGGCACUGUUCUAAGUCGCAUAACGUUAAAAGACAUAUAAUACCUAACAAUGCAAAUUCUAAGCUUAAGAGUUAGAGUAAUCCCGAAUUAUACACGCUAAUACUUUACAAGGUCGCAACUUAGUAAGAGAAACCAACCGAAAUUAGAAGAAGAAAAGAAUAAGUAUUGAAGAAUGAAGCUCGUCUUUCAUUCUAUUUAUAUAUACAUUUUUUACUAGCAUAUUAUUGGAUUAAAUCGAGAGAAAUUUUCACGGUAGUCUUAAGAUACCAAGGGUAACCGCGAUUAUCCCGUAAAUUUUCGAUUCCAUUAACUGCAGUCGUCAUUAAGAUACCAUGGUUUAGCAUAUCAAACGUAUUGCCUUCGAAUUACAGUUCUAUUUCAUUUUUAACGGCUAGAGAAAUUACGAUUACCGCAGACCAACUAGUCCAUACGAACGGCAGAUAGUGGACCGGUGAGAUUUUUCAUAUCACUAGGCCAUCGCUGUACGAAGAUUAUAUCUUUUUAUUGUAAUAUUCGAGGUUGAACGUGAACGUUGUUCAACGAUCGCUUCGUUUGUUCGAAGCGAAAGAAAUUACGUGACCGCACGUACACUUCACGAUUCUACGUGAACAGUUUAAGAGCACAAAUGCAAUAGUUUGCUUUAUUAUGCGUGAUACUAAUUAGAUUUCUUCAGGUUUCAUUUAAAGCUAAAGUUAGUCUAGUGUGGAUUUUAACGUUUCCAACAUUGAACUUUAUACUUGACUGCAUGCAGCCUCCUAUUAUUUGUUUUUUUGUUUCUUUAUUGUGUUUUCACAUUGUCACUGUUUAUGGAGAGUUAUAUCUGUUUAAUUAGGGUUUGGAACGUGGUUGUUUUAAUUUAAUGGACCUGUUCACAUUCUCGUGUUCCUCGUGCAGUCGAAGGAUCUUUCUUUGAUCGUUUUGUUUUGUUCCUAUGUACAUUUGUUAUUUCAAGGAGACUGAUUUAUUUUAAACAGUUGUUAAUUUAUAAUCAUUUUCCCUUUUAUACUAUCGUCUCGAAUAUAUGCAAUGUAGUCGCUAUAAUUUAAGUAUAUCGUUCAAUUCCCAUAAGAUACGGAGAAACAGUAAAUUAGAGUGGAUCAGAUUAAAAUGCAAUUUAUUCCAGGAGUAUUUAUCGAAUUAAACGUUCGAGUUUAACGGUAAGGGAGUUAUGCCAAUACUGGUAGCCAAUCGCGUAGACAAACGUAAGUUCAAAGUAUUAAUAGUAAGGUAACACGAGAAAUUUCAAUACGGUGAUUAGUGUACUUUUACACUAAUAUAAAAGAGAAACCUAUUUAGAUGCAUGUUGCGUUCGGCUUGUUACACGAAACGCUAGGAGAUUUCAAUCUUUUAUAAUCGACGUUUAAUAAACUCGAUUUUGACAUUCGUCAUUAAUUAAAAACAUUUCUAUCUAUAACAAUUGGAAUGUCUCCAGUUUCAUUCCCAUAUAUUUCUCGUUUUCGCGAUCUCUCACAUGGGUGAACGUUUCAGUGAGUACAUGUAUAAUAGCAAUUUGUGUUGUUUCGUACACGUUACCGAUUGUAUCAUAUAUAUACUGCAUAAAUUAUAAUUACGAUUUUACUUAAUAGUAUUGCACAAUGUUGAGAACAAGAAUUUGUCGACGAUGUUUUACUUAUACGCACAGGCAUCUAUGUAUUCGAGUUAUUUUAAGUAUUACUUACAAUCCGAGGUGACUGGUUUUAUUUCAACAGAAUCUAAACAACUAUAAGAAACAGUGGUAAAAAAACAUAUCAUUCCGACGUCUCUAUUAUUUCUGAAUCUUUUUUCGCUUUCAAGUCUAAUGUUUCAAUAUUCAUAUAGUUCUUUUUAAUGUGCACUUUAUAAUCAUGUAUGCAUAUGUGUACGUUACUGUUGUUAUUUGAUGAUCCUUGGUUAAAGAGCAAAAUUAAUGCAAAUGGUUAAUAAAAGCGUUGAGAAUUGAA
Molecule: messenger RNA, 5493 nt
Organism: Ceratina calcarata
Lineage: Eukaryota; Metazoa; Arthropoda; Insecta; Hymenoptera; Apidae
Product: endoplasmic reticulum metallopeptidase 1
Exons: 15
Coding region: 837-3488 (883 amino acids)
Biological process (GO): proteolysis
Molecular function (GO): metalloexopeptidase activity
Source: RefSeq, a predicted model, not a curated record